Ectocarpus sp. CCAP 1310/34 is the source of this 597-nucleotide messenger RNA. The record is from the annotation of a GenBank genome assembly. NCBI's taxonomy places the organism in Eukaryota, Phaeophyceae, Ectocarpales, Ectocarpaceae.
CCACCGCUUGACCUUGUCAGCCGCAUGCGGGUCGAUGGUCGGCGACUUGGUGUUGAGAAGCUUGUGGAACCACCGUGCCCACCGUUGGCGAAUAAACGUGGGGUCCCGAAGGACCUUGCCGUCCUCGUCCUUGAUGUUGUGAGAGGUGAACGACCUCUUACCUUCGACGUCGAUCAUCUUCAGGUGCCUGUAGAAACCCGCCUGAUCCCCCUCGCGGCUCUUCUUCUCGAGCUGCCGUACAUAGCCCUCGAAGAACGUUUCCAGUGCUCUCCACCUCGCGAUGCUGCGCUUCUUCCGCGCCGCCUUGAGCAUCGCCUUCAGGUCGCCUCGCAGGCGCUGUUCUUUGAGGCCCCGCGCAGUUGCUGCUGGGCCGCCUUAAUCUCCUUCGACGCGUCAGAGAUCUCGUGCUGCGCUUCGCUCGUGUACCAGCCUCUCUGCCCUCGUGCGCACCUCGCCAGCGGCGCGGUCUCAGCAGCGGCCGACAUCACCGUAGCCGUCAGCUCGGCGGCGGUCUCUCCCGUUGGCCGCCUGAGCGCCGUGGGCGGAGGGCGGCUAGAGGCCCUGUUUUGGAAGGCGACCCGUGCGGCCAAUUUCUAG